This is a messenger RNA of Echinostoma caproni, 228 nucleotides long. The record is from the annotation of a GenBank genome assembly. Lineage: Eukaryota; Metazoa; Platyhelminthes; Trematoda; Plagiorchiida; Echinostomatidae.
GAUCCGAAACAUGUUCAGUGGACCAAAGCUCUCAUGAAUGUGUGGGAUGAGCUGUUUACUUUUAUCAAACAAUACCAUACUACUGGACUUUCUUGGAAUCCCCGUGGUUCUCAUAUUCCUGCGUCCGCGUUACGAGGAUCCCCGCCGGCAGGUGGCGCUGCUCCACCUCCACCUCCACCACUACCUCCGAUGCCUAUCAUGCCUCCGCAAAAUUCAGGAGUAAGCUAA